AAAAAAAGACUUGUUCUCUCUCUUUGACGAAAUAAAGUGCGACUUUUUCCAAAGUGUUAACCUAGCCGCCGUUCACGUUCAUUUGAUCGAUGACUGGGGCUUUGCCUCUUCCACCACCUCCGGUUCCACCAGAUCCCAAUCCUCCGCGUCUUGUUUCUCUUCCUUCGACUCAGUUUUCUUCUUUAGAUGUUGAAAUGUCUGAUUUGGCCUUUGCUUCUCUUUCUCCGGCGAAAUCAGCAAUUCAUCACGCUCCCUUCGAGAAAGGAGUUCUCGGAGCGGCCCCUUCUUCUUCUCUGGCUAGGGACAACUCUCCCGGCUUCCCCUCUGUUCCGCCUGAGUUACCCAAGCCGCCGGUUGUCUCACCUCCCUCACGGGUCUCUAAUCCAACUGUUGGUGUUUCAGAUCCUGGUUUUAAUUGGGCAAAAAAUCUCAGUUCUUCAGGAAAAAUUCCAGCUUCAUCAGCUCCGGUUUUGAUUUCAGCUGAAGGUCGUCCUAGGGUAAAAGUACCAAACACAGUUUUUGAACGAGGUGCAAAACUUCACGGGGACUACAUCGUGGGAAUUUUCUAUGGAAAGGCACCUUCUUAUGGUAAGAUUUGGGGAGUUUUAAACUUCCUUUGGGGAAAAGAUAAGAGAGUGACUGUUCACAAUCUGUCCAAUAAUGCUUUCCUUUUCUAUAUUCCAUCACCUUCUUUGCGAAAGCGUGUUCUGCAGCACGAACUAUGGAGAGUGGGUGACUCUCCUUUUUUUGUUAUGCCUUGGAAGUCUGAAUUUAGUUUCAACCCUCCAUCACUUGAGAGUGCUCCCGUUUGGGCUUCUAUCAAGGACAUUCCUUUUGAUCUCAUUACUCCGGAAGGGCUUAGCAUCAUCUGUAGGACUCUAGGGAGAGCUGUGGAUUAUAAGCCCUUUACUAGUAUCAACUCUGCGGAGGUUAAAGUUGUGGUUGAUCUUACAAAGCCUCUGCCUAGUGUUUUGGAACUUGAGCGUGAGGAUGGUCAUAUCUUGCUUCUGACGGUUACUUUUCCCUGGUUACCACCACUCUGUUCAUGUUGCAAAGAAAUUGGGCAUAAAUCUGCACUAUGUCCGAAUGCUCCUAUAUCUGUUAAACAGUCUUCAACUUCUCGAUUUGACAAUCAUCCCUCUGAAAUUCCAGUCACAAAGCUGCCAGGGAUAAAUUUGGGUGAACCAAAAAAGGUUUGGAUUCCAGUUCAAGGUAAGAAUGUGUCGAGUGAGCUUGAAAUUGGUGUUUCAGCUACCCCUUCCCAAUCUGUUGCUGUGAUCCCUGAUUUUCAAGCAUGUCCACCUGUUUCGCAAUCUAUGCAUCAAACCUCUAUGGACGUGAAUCUUGUGUCUGAUCAGUUCCCUUCUUCAGAAGCUGGCCCAGUCUCAUUGAGUAUCGUCUCUGAGCACUUAGUCUCUUCUCAAUCAAAUUCUGAAACUCCUUUUGAAUUAGCUUCUCGUAAUAUUGCUCCUUCAGCUUUAUCUUUGGUUACGGUUCCUCCUACCACCUCUAAUCCUUUUGAUUUGCUGCAAGUGGAGGAAAGUACUAUGGUUGUUGAUGAUGACUCUUCUUCUCUUGCCAAUUCUGGUCAGCCUCUCUCGUCAUCAACAUCCCCAAAAACGACAAAGCUUAAAAGAAAGUGGGAUGCUCAACAGUCUCGUCUUCAAGGCGGAGUUCUCUCCCUUAUAGGAGAGAAGCGUCACUCCCACUAACCUGUUUAUAUGUCAAAUACCUUUUUUUGGAAUGUAAGAGGUCUUAAUGAAUUCUCAAAGCAUCG
Molecule: messenger RNA, 1777 nt
Organism: Arabidopsis arenosa
Lineage: Eukaryota; Viridiplantae; Streptophyta; Magnoliopsida; Brassicales; Brassicaceae
Source: the annotation of a GenBank genome assembly